Messenger RNA from Podospora pseudocomata, 2026 nucleotides. RefSeq lists its product as uncharacterized. Gene Ontology annotation, cellular component: nucleus. The record is from RefSeq and is a predicted model, not a curated record. Lineage: Eukaryota; Fungi; Ascomycota; Sordariomycetes; Sordariales; Podosporaceae. The coding region runs from base 406 to 1800 and encodes 464 amino acids. Gene Ontology annotation, molecular function: metal ion binding. The transcript has 3 exons.
GGUUGCUCCAAGCCUUGUUAUCCUCGACUCUCCAACAACAGCCUUUUUCACAUCGCAGUAAAGCUCCCACGCAGCAAAGUAUACUACGGCUACUCUUUGAAACUUCCAGGGCUUAUCAUCAUAUUUCGUGCUCUUAUCAGUCUCGCGCUCGGUUGAUGACGCAAGGCCAACGGCAGUUGCCACUAAACCCCGAGAACCCAUUGGUCGCUCUUAGCGCCAUUUGGCUGGGCCACAAUUCCCCGCUUGCCCUGUGCACCGAUUUCUUUCCCUCUUCAUCCCACUUGAAUUCGCAUUCUCGACCAUCAUCGCAACUUUGCUUUUGCGUACAACUUUCGACUCUUGCUGGUACUGGCCGCGGAUUACCACAGCCUUGAAAUAUACGCUACACGUGAUACCACCGACAACAUGUCAACCUCCGCCGAGGACCGCGAGGUCAUGGAGAGGAUCGCUCGCCUGGCCAGUCGCGUUAAUCGACACAAGAAUCAGCAGGCCGGCCUCAUCCCUCCCCCGCCCUUCCGAGCCCAGCACCGUAUGUCCAUCGACUCGAAGAGUGCCCGCCGCACCGAUAUUGAUAUUCCCAAAGAUACAGGGUACUACCGAGGAUCCCACCGCGGACAUCCGUACCGUGGUUACCAUGGUGCCCCGAGGCCUGUCCAUCGUAACAGGACUCUGGUUUUGAAUGGCGCCUCUCCGUCAAGCAGAUCUGUCGACGAUCUCGGAGCUUCAUCAGAUACCUCUACCAGUUCUUGGGUCCACAAGAAUGACCGCCAUCUUCAGAUCAUCAACUCCUCGGUCUACCAGCAGGAAGCACCAUCACGUCGCCAGGCAAUGGAACAAACUCGGCAACAGCAACUCGCCGCGAAAAACAGACAAGAGCGCGCCAUGUUGAUCAGUCAUCUCAACCGAUUGGCAAACAAUGGAGGCUAUGAGACAGCUAACCAUCAGAAAACCGCCGGCAAAUAUGUUAUCACCGUUGACGGCAUCCAAUUCACCGUGACGAAACAAGGCAGCAAGCUUGUCAAGGUUCCCGGUGCGUCAAGCUCACGUUCAACUGGAGACGGAGAAGUCACUUAUCCCAGCGCAGGCGAUGGAAACUCGGCAAAGGCAACCCCCAGGAUGGCCGUGGUUGGCGGUGUCAAGUUUUACAGAAGCAAGAACGGCAACCUGUAUCGGCAUGGCGUUGUCAAGGCCCAGCGGCAAUCUGGCACCGUGAAGAAAGUCAACGUGCCUUGCAAACAGUUUUCGAUGAUGGGCUCCUGCGCCAAAGGCCCCCAGUGCCGGUAUACCCACGAUCCCCAUAAGGUUGCCAUCUGCAAAGACUUUUUGCUGGGCGGCUGCCCCAACGGCGAUGACUGCGAUCUCUCCCAUGACCCCACCCCCGAGCGCACCCCAGCCUGUUUGCACUAUGCUCGAGAUAGCUGCACCAAGUCUGAUUGCAAGUAUGCUCACGUGAAAGUGUCUACAGCUGCCCCCGUAUGUCGCUCCUUUGGCUUCUACGGCUACUGCGAAGGAGGUGCAGAAUGCCCCGAGCGGCAUGUGUUUGAGUGCCCCGAUUUUAGCAACACAGGCACGUGUAAAAUCCGGGGUUGUAAGCUCCCCCACCGAGAGAGGGCAAGCGUCCUUCGCAAAGCGUCGAGCUCCAAGAGCGAAGACGUAGAGAUGGAGGAUGUUUCAAGCGACGACGAUGGGGAGUCUAUCGACGACUAUGAUGUGGACUCGGACGAGGUUGACGAGUUCAUUGGCGAGGAUGAGACUGGUGGUCUCGAUUUCACUGAGCAAAAGGACUUCAUCGAACUAUGAUGACGAUGCGUGCCUUGCGGUGCUCUGACUGAUACGUUACACCCGCCAUUUCUUUUCUUUGCAAUUUGUUCUUAGCAGGCAUCGAUACCCUUUUGUUUUUUUGUUCUGUUCAGGAGAGCCUGGAGUUACCCGUCAACGACCUCGAGUCGUGACGAUGUUGGAUUAUAGAGCAAGAAAAAGCAAAAGUACAUAGCUAAAGAGGAAUUGAAGAAUAUUUGUACCAGAC